Aspergillus ibericus CBS 121593 is the source of this 851-nucleotide messenger RNA. RefSeq names its product NOPCHAP1/New4 family protein. NCBI's taxonomy places the organism in Eukaryota, Fungi, Ascomycota, Eurotiomycetes, Eurotiales, Aspergillaceae. The transcript has 2 exons. Gene Ontology annotation, biological process: box C/D snoRNP assembly. The record is from RefSeq and is a predicted model, not a curated record. The coding region runs from base 65 to 739 and encodes 224 amino acids.
AUUUCAUCCAGUCUUCUACUACUUACUCUGAUUUACUUUCUCAUCACUAUCCAUCCCCUCCGCCAUGUCCCCCUCCUCCAACCGCCCAGGGGCCGAUCCCCUCGCCGUAUCCACGCAAUCAUGCGCUCCCACUUCCAGUCGCGAUGUCGACCCGCGCGAACACUCCCCCGCCGCAUCGGCUCAUGACCUCCGCCACACCGCAAACUCCACCAGCCAUGGUAACCUCGAGGAGGAUGAGGACGACUACACGUCCUCGUCGGGGUCCAGUGACGACGAUAGCGAAGAUGACGACGAGCCUAUCACACAUGAGCAACCUCAAUCCAAACCUCCCUCCGACGACAUCCCGCGCAUUCCCUCGAUACCCAAACCGCGCAUCCACCGCAUCGAGAAAAAUCCCGAUCUGCUCUCCCGCUUAUCGGCCUUCCUGCCUCAGAUGAAAACCGCCAAUGAGCGUCUCGAACAGGAGAUUGCCGCCGGUCGGGCGAAGGAUGUGCGAUUGGAUGACUUGGAUGAUGACGAGGAGGGACAGUACAUCGAGAUGAACUUGGGUCUAGGUGUUCUCGAAGAGAAGCGACCGGAUGAGGAGAGCAACAAUGCCUCCGAGGGCAAGCCCGAAGCCAAGCAGAAUGAACAUAUCCUGCCUGAGAGGCCCAAGGCUGCUAAGGACUCGAACGUUCUGGAUACCCUGAUGGGAAAUGCGGAGAACUCGUCGGAGAAACCGACCAUCGAGGAGAUAUAGAGGCUAUCAUGGCUAUUGAUUGCAUGGGUUGGCGCUUCCGGUUACCGGUUGGUUUAGGAUAUACAUAGUUGCUCGGGUCUGUAUUCUGGGAUACUGCUAGGCUUGGUUUACA